Messenger RNA from Rhododendron vialii, 1728 nucleotides. Its product is annotated as protein disulfide isomerase-like 5-2. The record is from RefSeq and is a predicted model, not a curated record. Gene Ontology annotation, cellular component: endoplasmic reticulum. NCBI's taxonomy places the organism in Eukaryota, Viridiplantae, Streptophyta, Magnoliopsida, Ericales, Ericaceae. Gene Ontology annotation, molecular function: protein disulfide isomerase activity. Gene Ontology annotation, biological process: response to endoplasmic reticulum stress; protein folding. The transcript has 5 exons. The coding region runs from base 142 to 1458 and encodes 438 amino acids.
AAGAAAGAAAGUUAAAGGAUGAAAUAGAUGAUUUUUUUUUUGUAGUUUAAGGAGGUAGUAUAAAAACGGUGCCGGAUAUAUAUUUUGAUCGUCUUCGUCUUCGUCUUGCUGGAGUCUAUUGAUUACAGCCAUUGUUGAACGAUGAGGUUGUUGUUGCUCGCCCUCUCGAUCUCCCUCUCCCUCCACCAAUCUCUCUCUUCUUCUUCUUCUUCUUCUUCUUCGAGCCAGUUCAGCAUCGAUGGGAAGGUGUUGGAGCUAGACGAAUCCAACUUCGAUGCCGCCAUUUCCUCCUUUGACUACGUCUUCGUCGACUUCUACGCCCCUUGGUGUGGCCACUGCAAGCGCCUCUCUCCCGAGUUAGACAAAGCUGCUCCCGUUCUUGCUGGAUUGAAGGAGCCCAUAGUAAUUGCAAAAGUAAAUGCCGACAAGUUCCGUAGUCUUGCGAAUAAGUAUGAGAUCGAUGGGUUUCCUACCCUAAAAAUAUUUAUGCAUGGAGUUCCAACAGAUUAUUGGGGCCCCAGGAAAGCAGAUCUACUUGUUCAAUCCUUGAGGAAAUUUGUUGCUCCAGAUGUUGCUGUUCUCAACUCUGACUCUACUAUUAGUGACUUUGUUGAAGCAGCCGGGACUGAUUUUCCUAUCUAUAUAGGCUUUGGCUUAGAUGAAUCUGUGAUAUCAAAUUUGGCAAUGAAGUACAAGACAAAAGCUUGGUUUUCUGUGGCAAAAGAUUUUUCCGAGGACGUCAUGAUGCUGUAUGAUUUUGACAAGGUCCCUGCUUUGGCAUCACUUCAUCCAAGCUACAGUGAACAGAGCUUAUUUUAUGGCCCCUUUGAAGAUCAAUUCUUGGAGGAUUUUGUGAAGCAGAAUCUGUUCCCUCUGGUUGUUCCCAUAAAUUAUGACACACUAAAGUUGUUGAAAGAUGAUGAGAGGAAAAUUGUUCUGACGAUUGUGGACGAUGUGGAAGACGAGAAAUCAAAAGUAUUAAUCACGAUACUGAGGGCUGCUGCCUCUGCAAACCGUGAUUUGGUAUUUGGCUACAUCGGGGUCAACCAGUGGGAAGACUUUGCUGAAACAUUUGAAGUUUACAAGGAAACCAAAUUGCCAAAAAUGGUUGUUUGGGAUGGAAAUGAGGAGUACUCUACAGUUAUAGGUUCAGAAAGCAUCGAUGAACAAGAUCAAGGAUCCCAAAUCAUGCGCUUUCUGGAAGGAUACAGAGAAGGAAGUGUAAUACAUAAACAAGUGAGUGGUCCAACGUUUAUGGGGUUCAUCCACUCACUGCUCGGAAUCAGAACUCUGUACAUUGUUGUUUUUGUGGGUGCUGUCAUUGCGUUUUUCCUAAUUAUCACCAAAGAGGAACCUCUCACUGUUGGUACGCGGGACCGCGUUGAUCAUGCAAGCAGCAGCUCUACGUCUCAGGGUGAGAGCAACGAGGUGCAUCGAUUUGGAGAGAAGGAAGACUAAACUCAGGUUUUGCUGGACUCUUAACUCAAUAUUGCUGCUUUACGCAUGAAAGCAGGGUUUUAGAUGCAUUAGUGAUUUUCAUUCGAUAAUGCAAGAGAAUUGUUAAAAAAAAUUCUUUUUUGCUUCCAAUUUCGGUGUUAAAAAGUGCAGUGUAUUGUAAUAUUUAGGUUACAUGUCUCUGUUGCAUUGUUUGCCUUGAUUGGUGAACAGAAAUGAUUAUUGGCCCUUGGAUCUUUAAUUUUGUUGAUAAAUUUACUGCAGAUUUAUUUA